GGAUUCAGUAUCAUUUUGUAGUGGACCAAAAAAUGGAAGCCAAAUUUGGAUCUCAAAUUUCUCUUCAUUUUCGUACCAAUUCAUUUCCUUUAAGGAAACUCUAUGGCUUUCCCCUUACCACAUUUUCCGGUACGUCUUUAAAUCAUCUUCGUUUAAAGGCCACUAAUACUUUAAAGGGUGAUGAUCAAGAGAGUAUUCGCAAGUUCAAGAAGUUACCAACUUCCGAAUGGACUCACUACUUCCACUCGUUUGUCGUCGAUGUCUCGGAAAUGGAUGCGCUUAGGAAUGAGAUCGAUGCACUAAAGCCGAAAGUGAAAAACACAAUCAUGUCUUCCCAAGGCAUUGACUCGACAAAGAAGAGAAUCCUUAUGAUAUAUAUGUUGGUGAGCCUUGGCCUUGCACAUCAUUUUGAGGAAGAGAUCUAUGAGACUCUAAGAGAUGGUUUCGGAAAGAUAGAGGAGAUGAUGGAGGAUGAAGAUGAUUUGUGCACAGUUUCCAUCAUCUUCUGGGCUUUUAGGAGAUACGGUCACUACAUAUCUUCCGAUGUAUUCAGAAGAUUCAAAGGGAGCAAUGGAAACUUCAAAGAAUCCCUUACCGGAUAUGCCAAAGGUAUGUUGAGCUUGUAUGAAGCUGCGCAUUUGGGGACAACGAAAGACUAUAUUUUACAAGAAGCAUUAAGCUUUACAUCGAGCCACUUGGAGUCAUUAGCGGCAUGUGGGACGUGCCCGCCUCAUCUCUCAGUGCACAUACAAAAUGUUCUCAGUGUACCUCAGCAUUGGAACAUGGAGAUAUUAGUCCCAGUGGAAUACAUCCCAUUCUAUGAACAGGAAAAAGACCAUGACGAGAUUUUGCUGAAGUUUGCUAAGCUCAGUUUCAAGUUACUACAGCUCCAAUACAUUCAAGAUCUCAAAAUCGUUACAAAAUGGUACAAGGAGCUAGAGUUUGCAUCUAAGUUGCCACCUUAUUUUAGAGACAAUAUUGUCGUAAAUUAUUUCUAUGUGCUAGCAGUGAUAUAUACACCUCAACACUCAUAUGAGAGGAUUAUGUUGACUCAGUACUUCACUUGUUUAGCGAUUCUAGAUGACACAUUCGACAGAUACGCGUCUCUUCCUGAGGCUAUAAGCCUUGCCAACAGCUUGGAAAGGUGGGCUCCUAAUGAUGCCAUGGAUAAACAACCAGAUUAUUUAAAAAUCGUGUUGAAUUUUAUAUUGAAAACUUUCGAAGUGUUUCAAAAAGAACUUGAGCCAGAAGGAAGAUCUUACACUGUGAAAGCCACUAUAGAAGAGGUAACCAAUCAAACUCUUCUCUGUAAUUAUGAUUAAUCAAUUGAACUCGUUGGACUAAUAUUUUGUAGAAGAGCUUAUCAAAAGUAUAUAUUUUUUGUAAAGAAGAAACUUAUGGUAUAGAAAAACGAUUUUGAAAAAUAAAAAGUUUGUACACGUAAUAUGGUUCUAUACUUUUGAGUAUGCAGUUUAAGACAGUUACCAAAGGCAACUUUGAUCUUGCCAAAUGGGCACACGCUGUCCAUGUGCCUAGCUUUGAGGAGUACAUGGAAGUUGGUGAGGAGGAGAUCUCAGUGUGUUCGACUUUGGCAGGUAUAUUCAUGUGUAUGGAACAGAAGGCUACAAAAGAAGAUUAUGAAUGGCUAAAGUCCAGACCUAAAUUCAUCCAAACUUUAUGUGCCAGAUGUCGUCUUAAGAAUGAUAUAACUGGUUUUGAGGAUGACAUGAGUAGAGGAUAUGUCACGAAUGCAGUAAAUUGUUAUAUGAAGCAAUAUGGAGUUACUAAACAAGAAGCUUUUGGGGAGCUUAACAAAAUCAUCGUAGAGGCUGAUAAGAUAUUAAAUGAAGAGUUCCUGACAACGGUGGGUGUGCGACAUUGCGUUCUUAAAGCAACCUUUGAUCUUGCACGUAUGAUCUUCAUCACCUACAAUGGAUAUGAAGGAUUUACCUAUCCCCAAGGAAAGAUCAAGGAGUAUAUGACUUCUCUGUUUGUCGAUCGUAUCGGUCUUUGAAGACUUUGAAAUAUGUUGUAGAGUGUUUAAUUCACCACUAUGACAUUUUUCUCUUGUUUACUCUUACCAGAUCAUGUGUUUGGUUUCUACUGUCUAGAAUUAGAUUGUAUAAUGCUUUUUUAAAAGUAAUGAAAAACUUGAUGUGUAUGUUAUUAUAAUGUUGGUUGAUCAUGAUGUUUUUGAUUAAG
This is a messenger RNA of Arabidopsis thaliana (thale cress), 2202 nucleotides long. RefSeq names its product Terpenoid cyclases/Protein prenyltransferases superfamily protein. Gene Ontology annotation, biological process: terpenoid biosynthetic process; diterpenoid biosynthetic process. Gene Ontology annotation, cellular component: cytoplasm. Gene Ontology annotation, molecular function: lyase activity; magnesium ion binding; terpene synthase activity. Lineage: Eukaryota; Viridiplantae; Streptophyta; Magnoliopsida; Brassicales; Brassicaceae. The transcript has 6 exons. Bases 33 to 1322 code for a protein of 429 amino acids. The record is from RefSeq and is marked reviewed.